AUGGUCUUUGCACCUUUGGAAUAUAAAGACUUCUGGAGAAGACAGACAUAUUUUUCUUCUCCUUAUGUCACAUCGUUGCUCCAUUGUCAAGAAGCAGAUGACUGUAGGAAUCACACACCAGUAACUGAGUUCCUCCUGAUGGGAAUCCCUCAUACAACUGGGCUGAGAAAUGUGCUCUUUUUCCUAUUUCUGGCCUUCUACCUCCAUCUGCUUGGGAACCUGCUCCUUCUUCUAGCCAUCCUCACCCCUUCUAAUCUCUACACUGCAAUGUAUUUCUUCCUGGGAAACCUGUCAGUGUUUGACUUAUUUUUCUCUUCAGUGAGUUCCCCCAAAAUGAUGCUGUACCUGAUAGGGCACAGCCAUGCCAUCUCUUACCAGGGCUGUGCCUCUCAGGUCUUCUACCAUUUCCUGGUCUACAGGGAGUGCUUCCUGUACAACGUGAUGGCCUAUGACUAUUUUACAGCCAUCUGUCACCGUUUGCAAUACAUAGUCAUCAUGAGCCAUCGGGUGUGUGCCAUCAUGAUUGUGGGCACCUGGAUGGGGAACUGUGCAUGCAUUUGUCCUCACAUUCCUCACCUUAAGUUACCCUACUGUGGCCCAACUGAGGUGGACAAUUUUUUCUGUGAUAUUCCGGUGAUGCUGCCCUUAGCCUGUGCAGAUUCCUCUUUUGCUCAGACAGUGAGUUUUACCAACGUGGAUGUUGUUUCACUUGUGUGUUUCCUCCUUAUACUCACUUCUUACACUCACAUUGCUCAAUCCACAUUGAAGAUCUGUUUCUCAGAAGGCAGGCGCAGAGCCUUCUCUACCUGCAGUGCCCACCUGACAUCUAUCCUGCUGUCAGGAUAUGGCCCAGUGGUCCUCAUUUAUAUCCAACCUGCUUCCAGCUCUUGGUUGAAUUCUGUGAUUCAGGUGUUAAAUAAUAUUGUUAUGCCUUCCUUCAACCUGAUUUAUUCCUUGAGACACAAGGAGGUAAAGUUGGCUCUGACAAAGGUGUUAACUCAAGGAGUACAUACUUGUGGAGAGUAA
Castor canadensis (American beaver) is the source of this 1026-nucleotide messenger RNA. NCBI's taxonomy places the organism in Eukaryota, Metazoa, Chordata, Mammalia, Rodentia, Castoridae. The record is from RefSeq and is a predicted model, not a curated record.